AUGUCGUUAAUGAAUUGCCAACUUCUCAAUAGAAAAUACCAGACAAAAGCAUGUCUGAAUCAGUUUUUCUGUAAACUAACUUCAUUAUUAACCGACACUCUCUCGGUUUACAAAGCUAUUUGUGAUUGGCACAACAUAAAUGCUUUGACCCUUGACUCCACUUCAACCAUCCCCAAGGUUAUGUUCCAUAGAGAUAAUAGCGAGGAGAAAGAUGACGAAGUGUUUGCGGGCUGGAAACAGAGGCGUGUUUCUCUGGCGAAGUCAUCUGAUGAUGGUUCAAAAGCCGUGGCUACUGUAAAAGAUGGAAAGGUCCCGGAAAAAACCACCAGACGAAGGUCAACAUUUAAAGGAGUGGCCAAUUCAAUAAAUUCCUUCCUCUCCAUACGCAGAAUGAGCAAAUACAGACUGAGUAUCAGUAACCCAGAGGACGCCAAACCGAAAGUAAGAUACGAAAAUACCUACAAAAUGAAACCCGACGAAGAUAAAAAAGUGAGCACUAACAAAAUUGAGAUUAUGGUGAAGUCCAUCUUAAAUCAUUUCUUAGAGAAGGAGACAUAUUCGGCAUCUAGCUGUAGCAAGCUUGCAUGUGAUCUCUCAAUUUUGAUAAAGAACAAAGUAAAAGAACUAGGGCUUCCACGCUAUAAGAUUAUCUGCAACGUCAUCAUCAGCCAAAAGGAUAGCCAGAGCAUGCAGACCGCCAGCCGAUGUUUGUGGGAUACCACGACGGACAGCUUUAGUCAGGUGACCUACAGUAAUACCUCGCUGUGUGCAGUGGUUACAGUUCAUUGUGUAUAUUUUGAAUGAAUUAUCAUAACGGAAUUUUGUAAUAUUAGAAAAUUAAAGCAGCUGCAGAGUAUUUGAGUGAAAAGGUUGUUGAUUGCUCCUUGAAAAAGACUUCGUGUGACAAAAUAUAUGCAUAUUAAUCAGUAGUUGAUUAUAAGUGACUGUGUUUAAAUUAAAGAUUUGUAUUAUAUUCAAGGUAAAGGUAUAAGUCUAGAAGUGAAACAUGCAUAAAUUAUAUCUUAACCCUCCUUUUUUUUUAAAGAAACAAAUGCACUUGGUGUCUUUGAAAGCGAAAACUUGUAAUCAAGCACAAAAUGGGAAUAAUUCCCUGGAGUACUUUUAAGGUAUAUACACCAUUAUUCCCCAGAUAAAAAUAUAAUCUUCAAUCAUCUGCAAGUUGAAUUAAUAUGUAAUUGUAACCGCCGAUUCCAUUGUCUGUCUCAAAAUAUUUUGUCCGCAUCUAAUGGUUCCUAAUGACUUAAGCUGCAUAUUUCCAAUCAAUAAUUGUUCAGUGGUCUUAAAAUUAUCAUGCAAGUUAUAAAAGCCCUAGCUUAAAUCAUUCAAAAAUUAUUCCAAAAAAUUAAUUUAAUAAAAAAGGUCAAACUUCAUGAUCAAU
Messenger RNA from Saccostrea cuccullata (small rock oyster), 1399 nucleotides. RefSeq names its product dynein light chain Tctex-type 5-like. Gene Ontology annotation, cellular component: cytoplasmic dynein complex; cytoplasm. The coding region runs from base 1 to 804 and encodes 267 amino acids. Gene Ontology annotation, biological process: microtubule-based movement. Lineage: Eukaryota; Metazoa; Mollusca; Bivalvia; Ostreida; Ostreidae. Gene Ontology annotation, molecular function: dynein intermediate chain binding. The transcript has 4 exons. The record is from RefSeq and is a predicted model, not a curated record.